This is a messenger RNA of Marchantia polymorpha subsp. ruderalis, 1305 nucleotides long. The record is from the annotation of a GenBank genome assembly. Lineage: Eukaryota; Viridiplantae; Streptophyta; Marchantiopsida; Marchantiales; Marchantiaceae.
AAAGCUCUCGCCCCCACAUUUUGCCCGUCGAGCUCCUCCAUCACUUUGUGGCAUGGCCGAUUUUCCCUUUUCGAUUUCCCAGCAGCUGAAGAAGAGCUAAUCGAAGUUGGCAAGGAAUCCAAAAUUCAUCUUUCUGUGUCCCGAAUUUUCCGGUAUACGACAAAUGGGUGGAAUAAAUUCUUGAGUGAAGUGCACGUGCGAGGGUUCUGAGCGAGUCACUGACGACGAGGGAGGACACGAGGGCGAAGCCUGAAGUUGCAGGGAGACAGAAACCGAGAGGGUUUAGGCGCAGGAGAGGCAGGAGAGAAAGAGAGUUUGCGGUGAGUGUUUGUUUGAUCGACGGAUCCAUCGAUUUUUUUAUUGAUCGCUAGGCAUCUAGCGGACCAACAUGGAGACGAUGGCUGAAUUGCGGAUGAAGAAGAAGGUGGAAGAAGCUCUCCGCAGCAAGAUGAAGGCGAAAGCGCUCAAGGAGUGUGACGACGUGCUUUCGAAAUUCACUGAAUGUGCAAGAGGAAGAACGUUGUCCGUUGUUUGGGCUUGCCGCGAGCAACACAAGGAGAUGAAUGAUUGCCUUAAACAGUUUACCAAUGACGAGGUAUUUGAGGAGCAAAAGAGGCAAUAUGUGAUGGAGACAGAGGGAAAGUAGAAGAUUAUUGACCUGUUUUGGCCAUCUUAUUCAAUAUCAUUCAUCCAGCUUUGGCACGCUCCUGAAAUUCCUACUGUGAAUGAAUAUAUUUUUAUUUCCAAGGACUUACCUUCUGUACAGGAUCAAGACCUCGGUUGCUAGUCCUCGGGCACGCCUUCUAUAAAUCUUGACCUGUUUGCAGUGGUUCGUUCACAGAAUUAGUCUUUAGAGAAUAAGUAGCCGAAGGAGUUCCAUGUCUUACCUGGAAGCGUGCUCCUGUUGAUUUUCGCAUCUUUUUUAGGCCCACGAUCAGGAAAGCACAAGUAUGCCAGUUUUGUAGGACUUUGUUGACCUUUACAGUGAUACUCAUCAGAACGCUGCUCUUGGUUAUUUAAAUCUGACAGAAUUGCUGACGAUAAGCGAGGAGGUUAUAACAAAAAAAGACCAGUGAAGGAGGAGUUAUAGAAGUAAUCCUUCAAUCAUGUUUUAUUUUUUUCUCAGCUGCAUGUGAUAAGCGAGUGAGAAGAAUUUUUUUGCGCUUGUCAAAUACACAUUAGCGAGCUGGUCUUAUGACUUAAUUCCUAAAACAGAAGAUUGGUCCUGUACAGAAGGACCAAUCUCAAGCGAGACAGAUGUAUUUGAAGAUUAAGAAGACAAUCGGCUGUAACUAUUUGACCCCC